Molecule: messenger RNA, 435 nt
Organism: Acyrthosiphon pisum (pea aphid)
Lineage: Eukaryota; Metazoa; Arthropoda; Insecta; Hemiptera; Aphididae
Product: SCAN domain-containing protein 3-like
Exons: 1
Coding region: 1-435 (144 amino acids)
Molecular function (GO): protein dimerization activity
Source: RefSeq, a predicted model, not a curated record
AUGCCUUUUCCUUUCUCCGAAACAAACAGUAUUGAAAAUAUUUCUACACAAAUAAGCAAUUUGUUUGAUAUGGAUUCUACAAAAUUUGAAUCUGAAAUUAUAAAAAUUAAAUCAGAUAUAUUCCUCAAAGCUCGAGGUUCUGAAACAAAUUUUUGGAAUUUACUGAGUGAAGAAAAAUAUCCGGGUUUGAGGAAUGUAGCUUUGCAGUUACUUAGUUAUUUCGGAUCUACAUAUUUGUGCGAAACAGCAUUUUCUCACAUGAAAAUGAUCAAAACUGAAUUUCGAUCUACGCUCUCUGAUGACCAUUUGGAGCAGUGUCUUCGAUUAGCAGUUAGUAACUAUUCGCUGAUUACGACCAAUUGGUCAACGACAUGCAAUGUCACACUUCAACAAUGGCCAGAUCAACAAAAUAAUAUGUUAAUUAAACUUAUCUAA